Messenger RNA from Penaeus chinensis, 2375 nucleotides. It is a transcript of the gene Alas, whose product is annotated as 5-aminolevulinate synthase, erythroid-specific, mitochondrial-like. The transcript is spliced from 11 exons. Lineage: Eukaryota; Metazoa; Arthropoda; Malacostraca; Decapoda; Penaeidae. The record is from RefSeq and is a predicted model, not a curated record. The coding region runs from base 1 to 1782 and encodes 593 amino acids. Gene Ontology annotation, molecular function: 5-aminolevulinate synthase activity; pyridoxal phosphate binding. Gene Ontology annotation, cellular component: mitochondrion. Gene Ontology annotation, biological process: hemoglobin biosynthetic process; erythrocyte development; heme biosynthetic process.
AUGCGCAGUAGUCGCUUCACGCUGCGGGAUUUCAUCAUCAGUUGCGUAUCCCGGUCAACAAAUACCGUAAAUCCACCGGAGUCGGGACUGGGGUUUUACAGAACCACUGGCGAACUACGAAUCGCAUCGUCUUCGAUAAACGAACAUCUAUCAGAGGGGGAGAAGAAGUGCCCUUUCCUAAACAACAAGAACUUGGUGAAGCAAGCAAGCCGUGAAGUCCAGGAAGACAUCAUUGACUUGGCUGCCAGGGAGCAAGGUCCAUCUGGACAUGAAGCUAAACCCAAAGACCAAGUCAAAUGCCCGUUUCUGGCAUCCCAGGGAAAACCUGUGGCAAAUGUAACUGUGAUUGAAGCUCCAUCUGGACAUGAAGCUAAACCCAAAGACCAGGUCAAAUGCCCCUUUCUCGCUUCACAGGGGACAUCUGUGGUGGAAGAGCAAGAACUCUUCCCCUACAAUGACUUCUUCCAAGAACAAAUUGCGCGCAAGAAGGCAGACCACUCAUACCGUGUGUUCAAAAAGGUGUCACGAAUGGCCAGCCAGUUCCCCAAGGCCAAGGAAUAUUCUUGGGGUGAGAAGGAGAUUACGGUUUGGUGCUCCAAUGAUUACUUAGGAAUGUCUCGUCAUGAAAAAGUCCGAGAAGCAGUAAAGAAGUCCUUAGAAGAGCAUGGUGCUGGUGCUGGAGGAACAAGGAACAUCUCAGGCAACACUGUACUUCAUGAAACCAUGGAAGCAAAAUUGGCUUCCAUCCACAGGAAGGAUGCAGCACUGCUCUUCACUUCAUGCUAUGUGGCUAAUGAUUCAACCCUGUACACACUUGCUAAGUCACUGCCAGGAUGCCACAUCUUCUCAGACGAAGGAAACCAUGCUUCUAUGAUCCAAGGGAUACGCAACUCAGGGGCUCCCAAACACAUAUUCCGACACAAUGAUCCAAAACACCUUGAAGAAUUACUGAAAUCUGUGGAUGUAUCUACCCCAAAGAUUGUAGCCUUUGAAACUGUUCACUCCAUGACUGGUGCUGUUUGUCCACUAAAGGAUCUGUGUGAUGUAGCACACAAGUAUGGAGCUAUAACCUUUGUGGAUGAGGUACAUGCUGUGGGUCUUUAUGGUGAAAAUGGAGCUGGUAUUGCUGACAGGGAUGGACUGCAAGAUCAAAUUGACAUUGUCUCUGGCACCCUGGGCAAAGCUUUUGGCAACAUUGGAGGAUACAUUGCAGGAAAUGCAACUCUUGUUGAUAUGAUUCGUAGCUAUGCAGCUGGCUUUAUCUUCACCACCUCCUUACCACCAACUGUUGUUUCUGGAGCUCUGGCUGCUGUUACCAUCUUGAGCAGUGAGGAAGGCCGAAAUCUGCGAGGAGUCCAUCAGAAGGCAGUUCAAUACCUCCGCAAAUUGCUCAUGGAUAAUGGCUUGCCUGUGGAACAUUGCCCUUCACACAUUUUACCUGUUCAUGUUGGUGACCCUAUGCUUUGUACAAAAGUGUCUGAUGAGCUGAUACGAAAGUAUGGCCACUAUGUACAAGCUAUCAACUACCCGACUGUACCUAGAGGACAGGAGAAGCUUCGAAUUGCCCCAACACCUCAGCACACCCCAGAAAUGAUGGAUCAGUUUGUGAAGGACCUUGUUAGUAUAUGGAAGGAGUUGGAUCUGCCUUUAAAUGAUAAGAGAUGUGAUGAUGAAUGUACUUUCUGCAAGAAACCAUUUCUUUUCAAGCAACUGGAGGCUCGGCAGAAAUGCAGCAGUGAAUGUGACAAACCCUACUGCCCACAACUAGCUGAAUGUUUUUAGCACUACAUUAUGCAUAGACCAGUCAGGUUGUGAUAUCUUGGAUACGAAUAAUGACCAAAGACAUAUGCAGUCCUUUAUGUAGCAAGAAUACAUGACAGUAAAAAUCUACAUUGUAUAAACUUGUCUAUUUGCAAUUCCAACAACUGUGAUGAAAUCAUUUACUACAGUGUCAUUCCUUUUGUCAAUAGUCAAAGAUAGAUAACUUAUUUACAGACACACAAACGAAGUUGCUCUUUAUGUGCAGUGAAAUGUUUAGUUUCUUAUACAUACUAAUAAAAAACAAUGAAAGCAUAAAUAUACAUAUCUAUUUCACUAUUUAUUAACUAAUUCCAUAACUAAGUGACUGCAUGUGUGAAGCCCGGGAAAAGCAAUCACUGUCAAAACUUUGUAGAAUCCGUGCUAUUGGAUGUUUUCAAAAACUGUUGGUCAUGUGAACCAUCUUCAGAUAUUUAUUUUAUAAGGCACUCCUGCAAACCAUGUAAUUUUCAUUAAAUGGUUAUUUUAAAAACCAUCAUGGAUAGGUAGUUGAAUGUGUUCAAAAAGCCAAAUGGAGAAAUAGUUUAGGUAAUGCUAUAUAUCAUUAUUCUCCUAAU